GCGAAUGCCCGACGGCCUCUGACUCCCAAAAUCGGGCAUCUCUUCUCGCUCGGUGUUCGUACAUCUAACAUCUUCCCCAGUUCCUCGACCAUCCCUUUCACCAUGGGUGGAGCUGAGUCACAAAACAAGAGACAGAGAGCAGGGUCUCCAGCCCCCAGCUGUCUGUCUCUGAAGAGCUGCCGGUCUUUGGGGGAACCUCUAAUCUUCAGUAAUGACUUUGGACCCCCAGACACAAAACAGAGAGCAGGGUCUCUAGCCCCCAGCUGUCUGUCUCUGAAGAGUGACGGGUCUAUGUGGCCACCUCUAAACUUCAGUGAUGAACCUGGACCCUCAGACACAAAACGGAAGAGGAAAACAUCCGGAACAAAAGCUGGACUGCAGAGAGCCAGUCAGACCAGCACUGUACAGACAGAACGUGGUCUGCAGGAGGUUCUAGAUGAACAUAGGCUCAGUCUGAGGAGGAGAUGUGAACGUGUGACUGAAGGAACUGAUCAAAGGGAAACCCUCCUCAACAGCAUCUUCACUGAGCUCUACAUCACACAAGGCCAGAGUGAAGAGGUUAAUACCCAGCAUGAGGUGAGGCAGCUGGAGACAGCUUCCAAGAAGGAGACCCUCCAUGACACUCCAAUCAAGUGCCAGGACAUCUUUAAAGCCUCACCUGACCAACAGACUCCCAUCAGAGCGGUCCACAGACAGAGAGCAGGGUCUCCAGCCGACAGCUGUCUGUCUCUGAAGAGUGACCGGUCUAGAGACUCUCCUCUAAACUUCAGUGAUGAACCUGGACCCUCAGACACAAAAGAUCCAGUGAUAGAUGCAGGGCCCUGGACAGAAGUGAAAUCCAUAUUCUCGCUUCUUCAGGAAAACAUUGUUGACUAUGUGGAUAUUGAGCUGAAUAAGCUUAUGAGGUUUCUGACUAAUGACCCAGAAGGCCAAGGUGAGUACGAGGAAGGUCUAAAUGCGAAAGAGAAAGCGCAGAGAAGAGGCAGCAGAGAGGGAUUCCUGAAGAUCACAUUGGACUUCCUGAGAAGAAUGAAUCAAGAGGAACUGGCAGACUCACUACAGGACAAAGCUCUUGCUGCAGUGGGCCACCGUAAACCCAAAUCUAAACUAAACAAGACCGGGCGUAUGUUUGCUAGAACAAUGAGAUCCAAUGUUUAAGUGACAGUGACUGACCUCACCUCUGAAGACAGAACAUGGAGGACUUUGGAUCUCUGCUCACACAAACUAUCAGUUGAACAUGAAAACGGUUACAAGCUCUGAACAGAAACAGAACUUUUUUAUUAUUCUUCUUUUUUAUUAUUAUGCUUCUGAAGCCCUUAAGCGUUACAAAUAAAACAAGGAGGACCAAUGAAAAGAUGCAGAGAUGUCGAAAAAGUGCAAAAAACAACAGUAAAAAUAAGUGAUAAAAAAGGACAAGACCGGAUCUGAAAAAUAUGACAGUCAAAAAAAUGUAAAGAAAAUAAAUUGCAGGCGGUGUAGAAAAAAGAGAAAAUUAAAUGUACACAAAACAUUUUGCUGACAUGGGAAAUUAUGCAUUGAAAAAACUAUUAUUUGCCAUUUACCUCUCAUCCACUUAUGUCAACCAAGAGCCUGAACAAAAAUUACUUUUUCCAAUUUUCAUUGCUCAUUUUGGUUUGUGAAUACGUGAUGCACUGCCGCCAGUGUAUAUCCCAUUCCUAAUCAUAUUUUCGAGCCUUUAAACUACUCACACGCAAGCCAAAUUAAAUGUCGACGCUAAAGAGUAGAGAUUAGGAUUUUCUGUCUUUGAGUGGGAUAUAUAUAUAUGUAUCAUGAAUACAAUCGUUUUGUGUAUACAACAAACUGAAUGAUAACGGCUAAUACCUGCAACCAUAAUGCACUUUCAUUUAAGUGCACUUUCAUUUGAAAAAGUGACGUUUUAAAAUACAUAAUCGUAUAAACCAUUAAACAGUGAAACAUCAGGCAAACAGAAUUUUAAAUGUUGAAUCAUUGUAAUAUUGCAUUGUAUGCCAAUUUAGACAAAACAUGGCAUGCAGGACUUAGUUAGGACACAGGCUGAAAUAUAGUAUCAUCAUAAUAAUAAGCUCAACAUUUUGGAUUGGAUUAUUGUAUUAUUUGAGUCAAAGUGAAGAAGUAACCAAAUCAGAUUUUGUUUUUUAAUGAAUUACAAUUUCAUGGUUAUAUGUUGUAUCUUUAUUGCUAUAAGAUGAGUAACACAUGCGUCACUUCCGGGGAAAAAGUACGGCUCCGCCCACUUUUGGGGGAAAACAAAGCUGUCAUUUGAACGGCGGUCAAUACACAUUCUGAAGGUUUUGCCAAUCCGAUCAGAAAUUUAAGAAAACCGUGGAUUUGUGGAUCUUCAAAGAGUCCGAUUACGAUGGCCAGUCAGGCAAACAAUCACAUUCAAUCAUAGGAAAUCGACGAUUAUUAUAAAAAAAUAAUGACCAUAGGGGCACUGAGAUUUGUGGAGUCUAUUUUUAUAUAACAUUACAAGACUGAUUCUUAUUAUUACAUUAUAUGCUUAUUGUGCUCAUGAGAUUGCUAUGACUAUAGAAUAAAUAGACACAAUCACUAAUCCCAGGUUCUGAUGGGGAAUAGUCAGAAGAAAGUUUUAGCUUGCAAUAGAAAGUAGCAGACGCCAGAUGCAGGCACUGUAGAAACAAUUGAGUUAUUGAGGCUAUGGCCUUGGCCGCCUGGGUUAGCUCCGCGCCCACGCAUAGCUGGGAAUCAGUAUAACCAAGAUUACACUUUUCUGUAGAAGCUUCAUUAAAACAAAUUACGUAUGAUGGCGCCAGAGUAGGGAGGGACUUCCACAGGCCGGCCGAAUGCUGAUUGGAGGAUCGUGUUGCCAAGAGACUUUAUCUGAGUCUGCGCACCAACCAAAGAGAACCAAGUCUAAACCGCGGUAUCUCUUCAGCUAGUCCUGACCAAUCAUAAAUGUACGGGCAACGCCCUGUGUAAUAAAAUGUAUUGUCGCACGAGGUUCGAGGCUCUUGACGGAUUUGGUGGUUACAGAUUACAGCUUUGCUGCCUGUGAUUCCCAAAGACGUGAUAAUAUAUAUCUUUUGCUCUCUUUACAAUAAAUAGUUAAACUUA
Molecule: messenger RNA, 3075 nt
Organism: Gymnodraco acuticeps
Lineage: Eukaryota; Metazoa; Chordata; Actinopteri; Perciformes; Bathydraconidae
Exons: 10
Coding region: 103-1158 (351 amino acids)
Source: RefSeq, a predicted model, not a curated record